AUGGGCCAGCUUUAUCACGAGAAUGGGUUGCAUCAGUUGCGUGACAGGCGUCGGCGCGCAGAGGAGGAGUUUACUCUGCUGGCUAGUCUCCCAGCGCCUCUGGUCAGUGGGCAUCUGGCCAGGCAACGAGUGGAAGCAGCCACUAGGAUUCAGGCAAGUUUAACUGACUUGUAUCGGGUGAGGAGACAAAUAGGAAAAGAAUUGAUGACUACGCUUAGGAAAAUUUAA
Molecule: messenger RNA, 228 nt
Organism: Protopolystoma xenopodis
Lineage: Eukaryota; Metazoa; Platyhelminthes; Monogenea; Polystomatidea; Polystomatidae
Source: the annotation of a GenBank genome assembly